UCCUUUGCUACACUCCAAAGACAUCAGUGUGGACCAAAUUCUUUAAGUUCCCUUAAUUCUCUGAUCAAGGCCAAAAUUCUCUUGAGAGUAAUUAGCUCUUAAUUGGCUCAAAUCUUUAAGCAUCCUCUCUAGCGGAGCUUUUCAUUGGAAGGAAAACAAGACAUUUGCAUAAGAGGGGCCAACAUGUCAGAAACUAGUCCUUCUACCAUUGAUAUUGCAAAAAUGAGAAAUGCUCUUCUGUCAUCUAUUUCUUCAAGGCUUCACUGCUAUGGAAACAAUGAAGUUCAGUUAGAUAUUUUAGAGCGUUCCAUGCAGAUGAACGACCUAAUAAAUGACUUCAACAUGGAGUCUAGAAUGUUCAACAAUGACAGCCAAUUGGGUAAAGGAGACUAUACACAGCCUAGCCAGUCUCAGUCUCUGAUAUAUGACCACAAUCAUCAUCCAGGUAGUCUUUAUGGCAUCCCAAGCAGCAAAGACAUUUCUCAGCAAUCAUUGUUACUUGACAAGGACCCUUUUCUUUCUCAAUAUGAAAGAGUAUAUGGAAAGGCCAGAAAAAGUCCAUUUGAGUACACUGGCAACAUGCCCUUGUGGAAAAAAAUGAAAAGCAAAAUCACGAUCAUGGAACCGAAAUGGUAUCAAACAAAAGAAGUUCCAGAGAUAAUCCCUCCGCACAAUUUGCAUGUGCCCAUGAAGAGAAAUCAGAAGCUUAGCGAUAAAGUUACAACUCUACAAAGGUUGGUUUCACCUUUUGGCAAGACCGACACUGCCUCGGUUCUUCAUGAGGCUUCUAUUAAUAUCAAGCUUCUUCAAGCACAAAUCCGGACUUUGUUUCAGAUGCUGAGCUUCUCUUACUUUAGUACGAUUAAAGAUCCCCAUACACAGGAAUGUGGGGACCAAUUGCAGGUUGACCUAAGGAGCAGAGGACUUUGUUUGGUUCCCAUAUCAAUCACAGAGAAAGUAACAAUGGUAGACCAGAUUCAUCACGAUUCAACCUCAAGAAUUAUUCACCCUUGAAAUUUCUAAUUCAAUAAUUAUGAACUGUAUGAUGCUGACAAUGAACAUAUUUAGGGACAUCACUCCCCUGUAAGCUUCGGACUUGGCGCAGUAUUUAAUAUAAUGCAAGUAACGAUAAUCUUGGAUUUUCA
Messenger RNA from Cajanus cajan (pigeon pea), 1145 nucleotides. RefSeq lists its product as uncharacterized. Lineage: Eukaryota; Viridiplantae; Streptophyta; Magnoliopsida; Fabales; Fabaceae. Gene Ontology annotation, cellular component: nucleus. Gene Ontology annotation, molecular function: DNA-binding transcription factor activity, RNA polymerase II-specific; RNA polymerase II cis-regulatory region sequence-specific DNA binding; protein dimerization activity. Gene Ontology annotation, biological process: regulation of transcription by RNA polymerase II. The record is from RefSeq and is a predicted model, not a curated record.